CAGGAUGUCCAAGAGAGCUGAAAGACAUGUUGAUACUGACAGUGAACUUAAUGAAGACACUGAUGACUCGAGCAGAGUUGAGCCUGAGCCUAGUCAGUGUUCUACUGGUAUUAAGAAAAAAAAGACGAGUAAAUCCUAUGAUCAAGUGUUCCGCAGUGAAUGGCUAGCUAAUCCUGAAAUGAAAAGUUGGCUGACCAGGGACAAGAAGGACCAGAAUGCAUUUUGUAAGUUCUGCAAUACUACAAUAAAGCCCAAACUGUCUGUGCUGCGAACCCACAUGACAUCUAAGAAACACCGAUCAUUGGCAGACUCGGCACAAGGAAGUAACAAGAUAUCGGCUAUGUUUAAGGAAUCCACUAAUGUUAAGGAUGCUAUCAGUCGUGCGGAGAUCAUUGUUGCUGCCAUGGCUGUAGAACACCACCUCUCAUACAAACUCAUGGACCAUCUCUCUGAGAUCUUCCCAAAAACUUUCCCUGACUCUGAGAUUACAAAAAGUUAUGCAAGUUCUUAG
Messenger RNA from Eriocheir sinensis (Chinese mitten crab), 511 nucleotides. RefSeq lists its product as uncharacterized. NCBI's taxonomy places the organism in Eukaryota, Metazoa, Arthropoda, Malacostraca, Decapoda, Varunidae. The coding region runs from base 5 to 511 and encodes 168 amino acids. The record is from RefSeq and is a predicted model, not a curated record. The transcript is spliced from 3 exons.